AUGGCAAGACCAAAACUGAAGCUUGCUUGGAUCGAGGAUCGAAAGAAAAGAAACAUUGCUUGCCAGAAGAGGAUGAAAGGAUUGAUGAAAAUGGCUGAAGAACUAACCAUCUUGUCUGAUACGAAGGCUUGCUUGACCUUUUUCAACCGUGAUGAAGGUAAGCUGGUGGCGUGGCCAUCUCAGGAGGAGGCUGAAUCUCUCAUCGAGCGUUUUUACGCAUUACCGGAAAACCAGAGGAACAUGAACGCGGAUGAUCAAGAGUCAUACAUCAAGACCAUUACCAAGAAGAUCGAGAAGAAACUAGAGCAUUCUCGGAAGGUGGUCGAGGAGUUGGAGAUGGAUCAUCUCAUGCUCCAAAUCCAAAAUGGUAGAAUGCUUGCUGACCUUUCUCAAACCGAGGUUGAGAAGUUAAUGUCAUAUGCAAGUAAGAAGAUCACGGUUUUGACGAGAGAGUUAGGUGCGGAACAUCCGUAUACAAGUGUCGACGAGCCAUUUCUUGGGGAUGAGAUCAUCCCAAAGGCUACGGGUGUUGCUGUUGCACCUGAAUGGGGACCAGGACCUUGUUUCCGCCCGAUGCGAAGGGGAGGUGUCUAUUUAAUGGACAAGUGGUUCGUGGAAAAUCCAGAAGUCCAAAAACAUGGCGAUGGGAUGACUCAUAUGGGAUCUCGAUUUAACCUGAACAUGGAACCUUCUAAUGAUGAUGAGGAGUACAUGAAGACUAAAGACGGAGAGAGCAGCAAGUCUGGUGGUGCGGACAAUGCCUAA
Molecule: messenger RNA, 765 nt
Organism: Brassica oleracea var. oleracea
Lineage: Eukaryota; Viridiplantae; Streptophyta; Magnoliopsida; Brassicales; Brassicaceae
Product: agamous-like MADS-box protein AGL80
Exons: 1
Coding region: 1-765 (254 amino acids)
Biological process (GO): positive regulation of transcription by RNA polymerase II
Molecular function (GO): DNA-binding transcription factor activity, RNA polymerase II-specific; RNA polymerase II cis-regulatory region sequence-specific DNA binding; protein dimerization activity
Source: RefSeq, a predicted model, not a curated record